AUGGGUUUAAGCUAUCUGGUGUAUUCGGGGCCAAGAACUGCACGAGGCAUCUCCAUUGUACACGCUCGAUCACUCGCUCACUACCUAGGCGUCGAGGCAUUGACUUCUGGCCCAAGAGAUGAUCCAACGUCAGCCUCGUGCAGCAGUAUCCUGAAUCUCCCAGGCCCUGCGACACAAGUAGAAAAGAAAAAUUCUCAUGCAUGA
Molecule: messenger RNA, 204 nt
Organism: Morchella importuna
Lineage: Eukaryota; Fungi; Ascomycota; Pezizomycetes; Pezizales; Morchellaceae
Exons: 4
Coding region: 1-204 (67 amino acids)
Source: RefSeq, a predicted model, not a curated record